CUUCAAAAACCAAAACCUAAGAAAACCAUCACUUACUCUUAUAAACUUGCUAUUCAUAAGAUGGCUAGGGUUCCACACAAGCGCCUUCUUUUCGUCGCUUUUCUCCUCUUUUGCUUCUUCUCCAUCUCUGCUAGAGCGAGGAGUUUGCCUAUGGCUAGGAAUGAAGUUGGUGCUCAGAAGAGUCAUGACGAUGUGAGCACGAAAAAUGAUGAGGUUGAAUCAUCGAUUGCAGCUGAGUUCAUGUCAAUGGACUAUACUCCGGCCAAGAAGAAACCUCCAAUCCACAACUAAGCAAAUUUGGAAAAAAUUUUACUGCGCCAGCGUAUAUAUGCUGGGUUUAAUUAGCAGGCUAUACUCUUCUGAUCAGUUCCCCUUAAGGUAUGGAGUACUUAUAAUAUAGCUAGAAAGAAGAGACAUAGUAUUCGACGGUUAUAUAUAAUGUUAGAAGUAUAUGUACUUAAUCGUACAAAUCUUUUCUUGUCCAGAACUCAAUGGAAUAUAUACCUAUUAUGUGU
Molecule: messenger RNA, 515 nt
Organism: Rubroshorea leprosula
Lineage: Eukaryota; Viridiplantae; Streptophyta; Magnoliopsida; Malvales; Dipterocarpaceae
Source: the annotation of a GenBank genome assembly